Pseudonaja textilis is the source of this 2240-nucleotide messenger RNA. RefSeq names its product 3-hydroxyacyl-CoA dehydratase 1 (gene HACD1). Gene Ontology annotation, cellular component: endoplasmic reticulum membrane. Gene Ontology annotation, biological process: fatty acid elongation; very long-chain fatty acid biosynthetic process; sphingolipid biosynthetic process. NCBI's taxonomy places the organism in Eukaryota, Metazoa, Chordata, Lepidosauria, Squamata, Elapidae. The record is from RefSeq and is a predicted model, not a curated record. Gene Ontology annotation, molecular function: 3-hydroxyacyl-CoA dehydratase activity.
CGAUCUGUCUGCGCCUGGCCUCGGGGGGGAAACCAUGGCGCCCAACGAAGAGGACAGCGCCGCCGGCAACGGGUCGAUGGAAGAGAAGGAGAAUGGCAAGAAGGUGCUUCGGCCUCGCAGCUCGGUGACCACAGCCUGGCUGAUCUUCUACAACAUCACCAUGACGGCCGGGUGGCUUGUACUGGCUAUUGCCAUGGCCCGAUUCUAUAUGGACAAAGGGACAUACAAAGGCUUAUAUAAAAGCAUUCAAAAGACACUUAAAUUUUUCCAGACUUUUGCUUUGCUUGAGAUAAUCCACUGUGCGGUUGGAGUAGUGCACACUUCUGUGCUCGUGACGGGGGUCCAAGUGAGUUCCAGAAUCUUCAUGGUAUGGUUUGUUACACAUAGUAUAAAACAGAUCCAGAAUGAGGAGAGUGUUAUUCUUUUUCUGGUUGUUUGGACUGUGACUGAGAUUACUCGAUAUUCCUUCUACACAUUCAAUAUGCUCAACCAUUUGCCAUACUUCAUAAAAUGGGCCAGGUACAAUUUUUUCAUCAUUCUAUAUCCAGUAGGAGUUGUUGGUGAGCUUCUAACAAUUUAUGCAGCGUUACCAUAUGUGAAGAGAUCAGGCAUGUUUUCAGUGAGACUUCCCAACAAAUAUAAUGUGUCUUUUGACUACUAUUAUUUUCUGCUCAUCGUCAUGGCCUCUUAUAUACCAUUGUUUCCACAACUGUACUUUCACAUGCUACGUCAAAGAAGGAAAGUGCUUCAUGGUGAAGUGAUUGUAGAAAAGGACGAUUAAAACAAACUUUGUAAUCAUGGUGCUUUUUCAGAGUAACAAUCAAAUCCUUCAUGUUGUCAAGUCUGAUUUGGAAAUUAUGGGACAAAAUAAAACAACACAGAUCAUGAUAUGUUCUAACAUAAAUACACCCAAAGGCUUAAAUGAAAUUUUAGUCUUAUUUUUCAGGCUGUUUAAUAUACUUUUGGUCACACAUCUUAGCAGAAGUUGAAUAGAUUGGAAUUUGUUUUUAAGAAAUUCCCAUUCAUAAUUUUAAAUCAUACUUGAUUAUUGAAUUGAGAUUAUUGCACUAGCCUAUUUGGAUAAGUUUUACUUAGGAAAUGCAAGUCCUGAUUAUGGUAACAAAAUCUUUUUACCUAUCCUUGAAGGUAAAGGCAGCUUUGAGUCAAGGUCAAUUAGAAAUGACAACCUGGAACAAAACUGUAUUGUUUUUGUGGCAGUACUAUGGAAACAGUUUACCAUUGCCUUUUUUAGGAUGUUUUUUCUCCCAAGGGUAAGCUACAAUCUUGCUUUCCUUGGUGAUUACACAUCCACAUGCUAAUCAGGAAUAAGCUUAGUUAACUUUUAAAACUGGCCUACUGAGCGGCAUUUGAAAGUAGUUGGAAGACGCUUGUGACAGCCUCUUUCUAUGUUAUAAGAUGAUACUUAAGAGGAGGCCCCUAAGUAAUGAAAAUAGUUUUCUUUGUUAACAACAUUGCAUUAAUAAAUUUUCAUUUCAUGCUUAGUUUUUAACCAAUUUUAAACUUAACAUUCAUUAAAAUUAUUUACAUUGAAUAUAAACAAUUUUUAAAAUCAUCACCCUGCCAUAAUUACAAGUGUAAAUAAAUAAUUGAAAGUAGAACUAGAAGAGAAAAUAGAAAUAGAAAUAAACAAUAGAAAUUAGUCUUAAAUAUAGAAUAAUUCAUAACUGGAAGCAGUUGACAAGCAGAUAAAUGCAAUAUCUCUGCAAAUCCAACCUGCUAAAUUCCAGAAUAAUUUUUAAAAGGAACAUUUAAGAAAUAAUUUUUAAAUAACUGUUAAAAAAGCAGUAAUUUUGUUUGCAUUAAAAAUUGUAUAAAAAAAUGUGUGAAAAUAUUAUUACCCACUAGUUAUGUAAGGGAAAACCAUGGAAAACUUUGUCAAUUUUUGGUUAGCAUGGUGAUGUUUAAAGGUUCUUAAUUAUUUUAACCCUUCUGGUUAAACAACAGAGCAAUGUUGCAGAGCAAGUUUCAUAGAAGCAAACAAAGGCUAGUAAAACUUUAGCUUCAAUUCCAGAAAAGUAACCUUGGAGCACAUGGGAGUUUGACUGCCACCGCUGUCUGCAACUCUUUUAAAGCAGCUAUAUCUUUCCCAAGAUUUUAGAUACAGCCACAUCUGGUCCCAUGCUAGGACCUAGUGUUCAUUUUAAAGAGUUGCAAACAAAUACCUAUUUCCAUAGGUUUCAGAAUUUACUUUUCACAAUUAUUUCCAAAAUGAAACACUG